UUGUUUUGGUGGGGCCACACUGACUUUUGGCUUGCUAUUGUUUACAUUCAUUUAUUUCGACUUCUUAUUUGUUGGAGGAUACACACAAGAAGCUAAACCUUAAAAGACUACUCCUCCUAAAAAAAAAAAAGAAAACACGGAAUCUCAUUAGUCCAGUGGAUUGGUCAGUUUCCCAGACUUUUUUGAGAUGGCUGAUGAUCCAGAAAACUCAGUGGAUAGACCCACAGACGACGGAGAUGCCAGCAAACCGGAAAAGAUGUUUACGCUGAAGAAAUGGAAUGCAGUUGCAAUGUGGAGUUGGGAUGUGGAAUGCGAUAUCUGUGCCAUUUGCCGAGUUCAAGUUAUGGAUUCCUGCCUUCGUUGCCAGGCGGACAACAAGCGGGAUGUGAUGGGUCGCCAGGACUGCGUGGUGGUUUGGGGCGAGUGCAACCACUCCUUUCACCACUGCUGCAUGUCGCUGUGGGUCAAGCAGAACAACCGAUGCCCGUUGUGCCAGCAGGAGUGGUCCAUCCAGCGCAUGGGAAAAUAA
This is a messenger RNA of Drosophila mauritiana, 529 nucleotides long. It is a transcript of the gene Roc2, whose product is annotated as RING-box protein 2. Gene Ontology annotation, biological process: protein ubiquitination; ubiquitin-dependent protein catabolic process. Gene Ontology annotation, molecular function: zinc ion binding; cullin family protein binding; ubiquitin protein ligase activity. The transcript is spliced from 3 exons. Lineage: Eukaryota; Metazoa; Arthropoda; Insecta; Diptera; Drosophilidae. The record is from RefSeq and is a predicted model, not a curated record. Gene Ontology annotation, cellular component: nucleus; Cul5-RING ubiquitin ligase complex. Bases 188 to 529 code for a protein of 113 amino acids.